AUGAGUCAGUCUCUGAUGCUUCCCUUUCCUCCGACCUCCGUUUCGCCGGCCAUGUCGUUGAAACUCAAUAUCCUUUUCCCAACUUUUGCGCCAACUCUAUCCCCAACUCCGAACCAAAGAGGGCCCAGCGAGAUUCGAUUCUCAAGGUGGGGCAACGCUAAUGCCGAGCAAUUCGAGCAGCGUCGCCGGAACCAAGAGGAGCUCGAGGCGGAGAUCCGUCGCGACCGCCGUUUCGACGCCGCCACUAAUAUCGUCCAUACCCACGAUUCCGCCGCUGCAGCUUCUGAGCCCAAAACGUCGCCUUUUAGGUCCAGAGGCACUCCUUCACUUCCCUCAGCUCGAUCGAUCCCGGGUCGGAGAUCCAAAUACUCCAAACCCGAUUCAGGACCCAACAAACCGAAGAACAAACCUAAAGUUCCCGAUUCGCCGCCGCAAUUAGACGCAAAGGCGGAGGUGAAGCUAAGCGAAGACGGAUUAACUUACGUCAUCGACGGAGCUCCUUUCGAAUUCAAAUACAGCUACACGGAGACACCUAAAGUCAAGCCAUUGAAGCUCCGUGAGCCUGCUUACGCUCCUUUCGGUCCCACGACGAUGGGAAGGCCAUGGACUGGCCGUGCUCCGCUUCCUCAGUCGCAGAAAACUCCGAGGGAAUUCGAUUCUUUCCGAUUGCCGCCGGCGGGAAAGAAAGGAGUGAAACCGAUUCAGAAACCGGGUCCAUUUCGACCCGGUGUUGGUCCAAGGUAUGUUUACACUAAAGAGGAGAUUUUGGGAGAGCCAUUGACGAAGGAAGAGAUCAGAGAGCUGAUCACUUCAUGCUUAAAGACAACAAGGCAAUUGAAUAUGGGCAGAGAUGGUUUGACACAUAACAUGUUGAAUAACAUUCAUGAUUUGUGGAAGCGAAGAAGGGUCUGCAAGAUCAAAUGCAAAGGAGUUUGUACAGUCGACAUGGAUAAUGUUUGCGAGCAAUUAGAGGAGAAAAUUGGUGGGAAAGUGAUAUACAGAAGAGGAGGUGUACUAUUCCUUUUCCGUGGCAGAAACUAUAACCACAGGACAAGACCACGCUUCCCUCUUAUGCUGUGGAAGCCUGUAGCUCCUGUUUACCCAAGGCUCAUUCAACAAAUCCCCGAAGGUUUAUCUCUUAAGGAAGCUACUGAGAUGCGGAGAAAAGGACGAGAGCUCAUGCCUAUAUGCAAGCUAGGGAAGAAUGGUGUGUAUUGUGACCUUGUGAAAAAUGUGAAAGAAGCAUUUGAAGUUUGUGAAUUGGUUCGGAUCGACUGUCAAGGGAUGAAAGGAAGUGAUUUCAGGAAAAUCGGCGCCAAACUCAAGGAGCUUGUUCCAUGCGUGCUCAUAUCUUUUGAGAACGAGCAGAUUCUUGUCUGGAGAGGACGAGAAUGGGAAUCGUCUCUCACACUUCCAGAUAACAAAGAUGACAUACUCGGAGAUAUCGAAGUUGAUACUGCCUUGCCAGAAGAUGAUGAUGAUGAUGAAGAAGAAGAAGCAUCAGUGUCACCAAAUCAGACCCAAGUUGCGACCCCGAACUCUGCUUUUGGUUCAAUGGAAUUGCAAAAUGAUCCAAAUGGUAGUGAUGAUCUGAGCCACUCAUCAACUGCAGAUUUCUUGGCAAUGGAAGGAGGUAUGAGCACUGCUUUACAGAGCUCGUCUACAGAAGAUGUAACCGAGCUAACUACAGAUAACUCUCUUGGAGAUCAUCAAGAACCUGAAACGUCGGAAGAGAUCAACAGACAAAGCUUUGAAAGAGUUCAAAAUCUGAUGAAACAAGCUGUAGAGAGCGGAAGUGCGUUUGUGUUAGACGAUACUGAUCUGGAUGCAGACACAGUCUUUGCAAAAGCUGUAGCCUUUUCGACUGUAGCUACGCCUGGACCAGCUUUCCAGCAUGGCUUGAGGAAAGAACCAACGGUUGAGAAGAAGGAAAACAGAGAGUUCGGAUACAGGAACUUGGAGGUAAAGACAAGUAAUGUUGUGGUUUCUAGGCAAAAAGAAGUUGCAGUGAGAGUGGAAAGAGACGAGAAGAAGGAGAAGGAAGGAUUGAAGAAGAAAUUAGAUGUGUUUGAUGAAGACUACAGAGAAGUGUUGCCUCAUGGAACUCUGAAAGUAGACGAACUUGCUAAACUACUUGCGUAA
This is a messenger RNA of Microthlaspi erraticum, 2142 nucleotides long. NCBI's taxonomy places the organism in Eukaryota, Viridiplantae, Streptophyta, Magnoliopsida, Brassicales, Brassicaceae. The record is from the annotation of a GenBank genome assembly.